UUUAGACAUUUCAAAGCCAGCGUAACUGCUGAAAGAGAUCCCGGGCAUCUUGAGAACUGGGGGCAGCACAGGAGUCACUGGGACAAAUUCUCCAUCUUGGGAUUCUUGCAUGGUGCAGAAGAGGCUGAACCAGAACUGCAUCUCUCAUGUCUUCGUCCUAGCCUUUCUAGUCUCCUCCUAGGGUGGUUCUUCUAUUGCAGCCAGCAGAGUGGGGGUUAUCAAGACUUGUGACCCCCACAGUCUCCUGUGGACCCUGCAGGGCCAAUGCAAGAGGAAACAUGUCUGGCAGCACAGCAAGGAAGAUCCAACCGUUCACCAUUAGCACCAAGCUUUCUCUUCCAAAGUGUUCUCCAGACUUUCCAGGAGACAGCUGUCCUGGCAUUCCUAUAGCUGCUUUGGACAACCAUGUCUUGCACCAGAAUCUCAAUGAGCGUGUUUCUCUCUAUCUGGCUCAAGCUCAGACUUCCCCAGUGCCCACUGGAGGUAGGUUUGACAGCAGCAGCCCAGCUGAGGAGGUGGUCACCAAUGAAGAUCGUGUCAAUCGCAACUCACUGUCCCGCUCCAUCAAGAAGAUCACCCUGUCCAGCUGGCACAGGGAGCCUCCUUCAGGCAAGGAAGGGGUGCUUGAGGGCCCUGCCCAUACCAGCUGUGAGCGAAACUGCAACAACAACAACUGCAGAACAGGAAAAACACAAUUCAAGGUCUUCCUCAGAAAAGAUGUGGAAAUAGAGGAAGAAAAGCAAGAAGCAAGGGGACGUCAGGCUGGUGGCAAUCAUUCUUCAGUUGGCAGAGUUGCUCCUCUCCACAUGAUUGCAGGAUGUGCUGCUGCAACUCCCUGGAAGGAGAAUGUCAAGAACACACAGACUGGCAGGGUAGCAGGGCUGAAGUCUGGGAUCAGCCCAGAGCUGGCAAACCUUUCCAAAUGGAGCCCCCUCCUAGCGCGGUUCAACUGUGAUGUAGUUCAGGCUGAGCAGUGGGUGCGAGCAAAACUCCGGGACCUGAAGGAUGGUUGCAGUAUUCAGGAAUGGGAGCAGUUGACUCAAACAUUACAGAGAGACAUGAAGGACUUUGAGAACACCAUGAUCAAACUGAACCAGAUGGGUGAGCAACUGAUGAUCCAGCCAAAUCCCAGUGCAGACACAGUGAGGCGACAACUGCAGACCUUGAGAGAGCAAUGGCAUCUCCUGAAGCAGACUGCAACAAACCAGAGCAAAGCAGUGGGUGGACUCAGGAACCUACAAGAGUUCAACCAGAAAGCAGAACGACUAGAAGCUUGGAUCAGGCAGAAGGAAGAUAAACCUUUGCUGACUGCUCUGCUUCAAGAAAAUGCAGACAAGAUUCAGCUUACCCGUCGCAUCCUUGACUUAAAACAGGAGGAGCAGCAAUUCCAGGUCCUUUAUGAAGAAAUGAACAGUCUGGCCCACAAACUUGAAAAACAGGGGAAGAGUGAGAGCAGAAACAUCAUGGCUCGGCGCAAACACCUCAAUAAAAUGUGGUUGCGACUCCAGGGGACACUGAAGGAACAUCAUGAAACCCUGCAACUGGCUCUAGAGGCAGCUGCCUUUCUCCAGCAAGCAGAUCUGCUCCUUGGAGCCAUCCAUGCAAAGUGGAGAAGUCUCUGUGGAGUGGGGAAACAGAGGAACCCUGAGCCCAGCCUGGACCUAGAUGUGAGGGAUAUUGCCAGCCAGGUCAUGAUGCUGGAUGUGACUGUGUCCCAGCUCACUAGCCUCCAUCCCAGCCUGUUAGCACGAGUCUCUCUCAAGCAUCAAGAUGUCAAGGAUAGCUGGGCACAGCUCCAACAGCUGCUGAGGAGUGAGAAGCCCCCACUGUUGGCUUUGACAAGGAGAUCAAUUGAUUCCCCAAGUCCUGAGCAGGCACAGUCUACUGCUACAAACAAUGCAGGGAGAGAGGCUGGAGAAAAACCAGAGAGAGGCCCCGGAGUGGGGGUGCAGAAGGACGUUCUAGGAAGUGUGGCGGAGUGUGUGAGAGGCCAGGAGGUCAGCCCAGGAUCACCAGGAAGGGAGGCCAUCCCCAGCGAUAACAAGAGUAGGAAGAGGAAGCUCCUUAGACAGUCAAACAUUUUGAAGGACCUGCCCCAGCAGGAGGCACACCUUCAGGACUUCUGCCCAGCUGCUGAUGGGGAACUGCAGCAGUUGCUGCAUACUGGCCAUACGUGGAGUCCACAAAUGGAAGAUGCCCUUGAAGAGCUGGAGAACCUAUGGGCAGAGUUGAAAAGGAGGCACCAAGAGAAUGGUGUGGCUCUGAGAGAGAUUGAUACAGCUCUGCGGUUGGUUGGGGAGCUGGAAGAGGCUGAGUGUUGGCUAGGAACUGUGACAGACUUGCUUUCUGAGCCGACAGCAAUGAAGAACCUUGAUGAUCUCCAUGAGGAUUUACAAAAGAUUAACAGCCUGGAGAACCAGGGUGUGGUAUGGAGCAUUAAGCUUCGAGCCUUGCAAGAGGAAGUGCAAAUGGAGCCUUCCCCAGAACACACAGCAGCUGCAAUGAUUCAGAGAAAGAUGGAAAGAGUGGAGGAAAAACCACCUUCCUUUCAAAAAGGGUUCCCAUCUAGACACGGAUCAGACUUAGACCUGCUAAGCUCAGCAAGGUUAGCCUAUAUGCAGGAGGCUCUCCAGCGCCGGGCAUCUGAUUUGAACGAUUCCUUGGUUUUAACUGAAUUUUUGCAGAAUGUGCAACUGGAAGAGAUGCUAAAUCAGAAGAACCACACUCAGGCAGUGGCUAAUCAGGUAGGUUCCCAAGAUUCUUUGCGCCUUCUCCUAGCUCAGAGUGCACAACAGCUGAGCAGUGAGGAUAUGCACAAGCCACUAGAGGAACUUCAAGAGGCAGUGGAGAUGCUGAACAAUGUGGUGAAGGAACGGGAACGAAUCAUGGAGGCAGCAACCGAGACGGAGCAUUUUGUACAGGCUUUGAGUGAAGGCGAGGACACUAAGCUGGCCUGGGUCACCUCACAGAUGGAGACUGUGAGGGGCAGAGCAGAGGCCCUUGCUCAGGACAUCACCCAGGCAGAGAGGAGCUUUGUCAUAGUAAAGAGGGAGCUGGAUCUGCUGGAACUGCAUGACCUGCUGAGAAGGCAGCAAGAAGUAGAGAGUGAUAUGUCUGGCCUGGAAGGGGAAAUGGAGAAGCUGGAGAAAGCAGCCUCUGAGCUGGAGGAGCACUACCUGACUCCGAUGCACGAUGAAUCCAGGGGCACCCAAGAGAUACUGGAGGCUUGGAAAGAGCUGCAAAAGCUGGUGUGGAGCAAUGCAGUCCAUGGACAGCAGGCUGUUCGGUUGCGGCGAUUCUUCAGAGAUUACUUAGCUAUUAUCUCCUGGACAGAAGAUACUCGGGCUCAGAUCUUUUCAGAGAAUCUGAACACUCAUGGUCUCUCAAAGGCUCAAUGGGAGGAGUUGGAGAGCAAUAUUGAGACUAAGUUCAAGGAGUUUGAGGAGUUGGCAGCAACAGGAUGGGAGCUGGUGACCGAGGAGCACUAUUUGAGCGAGACGGUAAAGGAACGAAUGGAGGAGUUGCAGAGCAUGCUGGGAUGGGUGAUGGUGCACUGGCAGGCACAGAGUUCCCAGAAGGAUCCCGGCAUCAAGAAUGAUGAUGAGGAGACUCAGGACAGCACCCUUUGCAUGCCCCUGAACUGCCAAACUGAAGUAGUGCCUGAAGUAGAUACGGUCCUGAGCCCCACGCUCUCUGAAGAGCUUCCACUCACCCCACGUUCCUUCCAGAAUGGUUCAGUAAUACAUCAUCAUGGGCAAAAAGGUGAAUCUGUUUCCACGACAGUGCUGUCUAUCCCAGAUGUGUCUCCAGUGCACAGACAGAGCUUGGAAGAAGCAGAAAAUGGCAUGCCCUCUGAGAUGGACCGCCCCAAAGAGACUUUGGUCCUAGAACCUUCAGAGACCCCAGUGCUGCUUGUGCCACAGCCAGGUCCUGGCAGCGUGGGUGGAACAGUGAACCUAAUUUUGAGUAUUGGCAAGAAGGGGGAGAAAAAGUCUACUGCUUGCCAGACUGGAGCAUCAUCACCAAUGGGAGAGGAAACCCUGCACAAGCUCUCUGAAACUAAAUCCUCAGCCUGUAAAACCUUUUGGAAACAUUGCCGGGGUUUUUUAGGAAAUACAUUGGGUAGUUUAAAGAGAAAGAAAAAGCCACCCCACCAGCAUGUGGAAGAGGUGAGCACCUAUUUACAUGUGAAGGAGAAGGAUGGAGAGAGAGGCACAGCCCAUAGAAGCUCAACCAUGCCACAAUUUGCUACUCAAAUGCCCACCAGAGAUAACCCUUCCCCACUUCUCAGUCUAGGAAGGGGCACCACUGUCUUCCAUACCUUGCCCAAGAUCAGCUCUAGCUGCUUCUUGCAGAGCCUGAGGAGAAAAGUGAAAGCAGAGGAUGCUCAGCUGCUCGCCUUGCAAGGUAUCAUGGGAACAGAGCCCAGUGAUCAGCAGUCUGUGCCAGGAGAGAGAAACACCACUAGUAGCACCUGGCCCCCUAAGUGCAGCAGGAGGGCAUCAACCUUGAAGGCAGUGUGCCCACCGUGCAAAGAACCAAUAGACUAUGUGAAGAACCCAUUGGCACAGGCCAUCGAUGCUGAAUGUGACUCAGUUGGAGAAGCACCUGGACAGAGUAGAAAUCACAGCAGUCUCCAGUCACCCACCGAGAGGACAUGCCAGCGUCUUUCUCUGGGUUCUGUCCUGAGUCUGGAACUCCCCAAAGACCCAACUUUCCUUAGGAAUAUCCAUGAUAGUAUCAGGGUAGCAAAGGAGGGAGCAGCAGAAAGGAAGCAAGCAAGCCAGUCCUGUGGAGUGGCUGAGGGGAGCACAGCUGGAGCAAAGGCAGAGGAGAAUGGAACCAGGUUGCCAGGGAGAGCAUUUGGAGGUGACCUAGCAAUAUGCCCAAGAACCAUCAGGCUUAGGGAUGAUCACUGUAAGUUUCCUAAGAGUGAGGGAGGCACAUGGUUUGAAGAGGUGAGCGCCAACCCAAGCUACAACAGGCAGAAAGCUUAUAGUGUCACUCCUUGUGGGGAAGACAAGUGGAGUCCCAAGAGCCAGGGCAACUCCAGUGAUGACCUCCUGGACUUCAGGCAGAACCGGCUAUCCCGUAUCAGCCUGCUGCAUGAGCAGAUAGGCCUGGAAUGGGAUAAACUAGCUGCCACUUUGGGUACAAUGAGCAGCACCAAUGUGGUGGUGGAAGAGAGAGAGCCAGAUGGCCACAAAGUUAAAGUCAGAGAAGCAUCUAGGGUGAAGCUCAAGUCCUCUCCUGCUAAAUCCACCAGCAGCACUGAUGCAGCUUCUGCCACCCUCAAAAUCAAGCACCCUGCUGUGAACGAGACACCAAAGAAGGGAAGUGCCCAGAGUGGGCUGGAACGUUCUGAGGAAAGCUUUGUAAGAGUCCCUCCUUCACUAGUCCAGUUUGGAUUCCAAUCCCCCACCAAGCUCGCUGUGUUGGAGUGUAAACUAGGCCACCAGGAAGGCAUCCCAGCAUCUUCAGGGCUAGGCCUGGUUCCAGGAGAUCAUGCGACUGAAGGACCAGUGUUGCCAGACAUGGCAGGGGUUUGUCACCCUGCUCAUGAGCUGUUUGAAGAAGAGGAAGAGGAGCUGCAGGCCAUAUGGAGUAAUGUGGAGAAGCAUAAAACAAGCACAGUUGCCCAUGGUGGCCCAGGGAGAAAAGUGGAUAAGAAGCAGAGUCCUGACAUCCCUGGUGGAAAACUCAUCCUGACAGCAGCAGAUAAUGUGCUGGUGGCCAAGUUCAAGCUUCCCAGCUCUGCCCAACUGCUUCAGGGCUCUGAUGUGGAAAGAGGGACCCGCAAUGUGCUUGGAUGGAAGAACAGUCCAUGUCAAGAGAUUUCUGAGGGAAGAGAUGCUACACCCCUGGGGUCAAUGCAGGGCACUUUCCCAAUGGACCAACAGAAGCUCCAAGAGGAGGGCAGAGGUGUCAGCAAGGUUCUUCGCAGUAAACUAGAACUUCAGAUGAUGGAAGGAAGUCUGGAACGGAAGCAUCUGUUGCAGGCAGGGGGCAAAAAGGCAAAUUGUCGUUCCUGGAACACAUUCCAUACUGUGCUGAUGAGGCAAACUUUGUGUUUCUACCAGGACAAGAAAGACACUCUCAAGCAGAGUUCUAUGGUGGCUUUGCCGCUGAAUCUAUCUGGAGCCGUCUGCACCCUGGAAACUGAGUAUACCAAAAAGACCAACUGUUUCACACUGCAGUUGAAGGAUGGCUCGAAGUACCUUCUUAGAGCUCCAGCUGAGCCACUCAUGAAGGAGUGGAUUAUGAAACUGCAGCAGAACUCUGGGUUACCUGAAGUGGAUUAUUUCCAGUCAGCUUCCCAAACUGCUCAAGGGACAACCUCUUUUGUUAGUAUGAAUUCUGGGCAUGGGGUUCCCCACUUCCUGGGCCUUCAUCACCCCCUUACAGCCAGGAGCCAAGAGGCCAUGCUCCUGCCCAGGUCAAGUGUCAGGCUGCAUUUGCCAUAUGAUACACUGGAUUCAGCAGACUCAAAGGCAGAAAAUGGCCAUAGACCUGCUGCAGUUUAUACAACAGAGCACGGUCUGAGGCAGUGCACACCUACAGAAUCUUCAAAGUCACAAGAUCCUUAUUUUUCUCAGGAAGACGAUUGUGGGCUAGUGACAAGCAAGAGGAGGUCAUAUUCCUUUACUUCAGCUACAUACCAGAAGAUUACACCAUUGUCUGUGUCCAAAGAACCCCUGGGGGUUGGCAACAGCUACUCAGUCACACUCUACAUUGGAGAGCAGGCACCUGUCACUCCCAGGCCUCGCUGCCACUCCUUUAUGGCUACCCCAGGCCCUGCCCAAGAGACCUUAGGUGAGAGAAGCCAAGGAGCCUCGCCUCGCCAGAAGAACAAAUCCGUCUUCAGGAAGUUCUUUGGAAAGAAAGACUGACAUGCCUGCUUGUUUCCUUCAGCCAGGAACCGGGGUGUGUGGCUAUACGCAGGGGCUGAGCCGUCUUUGCACUGGGUCUGAUUGCUACUAGUGGGCGCUCUUGUGUCGCACCAGCCCAUAGAGACUGCCUUCUCUUGAGAGGGCAGGAAGAGAGAUGCAGGAGGGAUAGGUUCUGCUCGGUAAAACAGACCCUCAGUCUUCAGGCCCGCACUGCCCCUAUUCAACCCUAAUAGGAGCAGGUACCUUAGAGAACACCAGGCUGAGGCAGACCAGUUAAGGGGCUUGAAGAUCCCCUGGUCCAGCUGCAGCAGUGGGGUGCAUGACCACUACCUUGGGACCAUUCUCUUUGUGUGUGCUGUGCACAGUCUUUGUUUGACAUAAUGGAGGGAAUCCGGGAGAACAUUCCCCCAGGCACAUAAUGGACUCACACUAUGUUUGUAUCCAAACAGUGGGUUGGGAAAGACACAUUGCUUUACUGUCUAACAGAUUUUUGUAUGGUUGAUGAUGGGAUCAAAAAAGAAAGCUUCCUUAGAUCCAGUGAUCCUGGCAAUGGAGUUUUUUUGCAAGCAAAGGGUUGCCACUUUUUAACUUCCUCUUGCUUCUGUGCCUUUAAUGGUAUCCUGAUCUGCAUAUAUUUGAAAGUGAUAUUUACCCCAUUUACCUGAAUCCAAGACUAGGUUGUUUUCCAAGUUCUUUGAUGUUACAAAUCAGGGUUCGUCUUAAAUUCAGAGUCCUCCCUUUUGGGUAAAUACAGGUAUAACCGGUAGUGUUGUGCAGGGACGCAUUCCCAGUGCUUUUUUAACUCCAGGGUCUCAGCAGGAAUGCACAGCCCUUUGCUCUCCAAAUUGAAAUAAUAUACUGCACUUGCUAUUCCAACAUUUUUGUCACAUAACCGAAUGUAUAAUUGAAUAUUGGACUACAAUUGAUUUUAUUUCCAUUCUUCCUGUCUGCUUUUACAAGGAGUAUCCUGUACCCUUGGUGGUUGACAAUCCAGACUGCUUUUCUGAGUGAAUAACCACAUGAGGUUCAAGCUCUGUAGAGUUAGAAAACUAUCCUUUACUUCUUGUAACAGAACCCUGCAAAUUAUUGCAUCUGUCUUAAGUGUGGGGGUGCGGGGUGGAAAUGGCGAGUGCCUGCACUUCUGAAUGUGCAACUACACCACUGAGUAUAACCUGUAUUUUACCUGUGUUUUUAAAGGGAGGUUGUCUUAAAUUCAAAGUCAUCUGUUUGGAUAAAUAUGGUUUCUCUAUGCUAUGAAAA
Messenger RNA from Hemicordylus capensis (graceful crag lizard), 8150 nucleotides. Its product is annotated as spectrin beta chain, non-erythrocytic 2-like. The transcript has 33 exons. Lineage: Eukaryota; Metazoa; Chordata; Lepidosauria; Squamata; Cordylidae. Gene Ontology annotation, biological process: actin cytoskeleton organization; actin filament bundle assembly. The record is from RefSeq and is a predicted model, not a curated record. Gene Ontology annotation, cellular component: cell projection; cell junction; cortical actin cytoskeleton. Gene Ontology annotation, molecular function: phospholipid binding; actin lateral binding. The coding region runs from base 279 to 6890 and encodes 2203 amino acids.